UUCCCCGCUGACUGGAAUCUGUGGGCUAAAUCAUGGGACGGCGGUCCGAGCAGUGAGCCAGCCAGGCUGAGGACAGGGACAAAGCUUGAGUCACUUCCAGCCGCGUUAUCACCACCUUCACCACUGUCAGCUCACCAGCAACAGCGUGCACGUUUGUCGGGUCGGUGAGCGGCGACGUCGGGCUGACUUGGGAUCAGCCCAUGCAGGAGGAUGGAGAUAGAGAAGAGGACGAAUGGGUUCGACUACCCGGAGAGAAACAACGCCAAGUCCGUUAACGGCUUUUACAGUGACCAUCCACUGGAGUCCGAACAGACUGACAGCAUGGAUGCAGUCAAUGAAAGUAAUCUAGAUGAUCCAGCUGACCAGCGUACUUGCCUUAUCUGUGGAGAUCGUGCCACAGGCCUACACUAUGGAAUCAUCUCCUGUGAGGGCUGCAAGGGCUUCUUCAAGCGCAGCAUCUGUAACAAGCGUGUGUACCGCUGCAGUCGCGACAAGAACUGCGAGAUGUCGCGCAAGCAGCGCAACCGCUGCCAAUACUGCCGCCUGCUCAAGUGUCUGCAAAUGGGGAUGAACCGCAAAGCAAUCAGGGAGGAUGGCAUGCCAGGAGGGAGGAACAAAAGCAUCGGGCCCGUACAGAUCACAGAGGAGGAGAUAGAGCGGAUCAUGUCGGGGCAGGAGUUCAAGGAGGAAGCCCCGGAGCACACUUGGGGCAACAACGGUGAUAGCGACCACAGCUCUCCAAGCAACGGAGCCUCUGAGGGCAACCAGCCGUCACCUGCCUCCACUCUGUCAUCCAAUCGCUCUGUGGAAAUGAAUGGCUACACGGCAGCUCUCAGGGACCAGUACAUCAACACCUCUAUGUCAACACACUACCAGCUCCUGCCUCACCUGUUCAGCUACGCCGCCCAGUCUGGCCUGCUGGCCCCCCAGCCCCGCAGCCUCUACCCGCAGUCCCACCCACUGGUGCUGCAGCUGGUGGCUGCUGAGGACCUGGCCCCCCUGGCAACUCCUAUGCUCAUAGAAGAUGGGUACAAAGUGACGCAGGUGGAGCUGUUUGCCCUGCUGUGUCGCCUGGCAGAUGAGCUGCUCUUCCGUCAGAUCUCCUGGAUCAAGAAGCUACCAUUCUUCUGUGAGCUCUCCAUUGAAGACUACACCUGCCUGCUCAGCUCUACCUGGCAGGAGCUCAUCCUGCUCUCCUGCCUCACCAUCUACAGCGCCCAGAUCUUCGGAGACCUGGCUGAUGUCACCGCCAAGUACACACCGUCUGAUGAUGAGCUGCACGGCUUCAGCGAGGAUGGCAUGGAAGUGAUGGAGAGGUUGAUAUAUCUGUUUCGCAAAUUCCACCAGUUGAAGAUCAGUAAUGAGGAGUAUGCCUGUAUGAAAGCCAUCAACUUCCUCAACCAAGAUAUCAGAGGACUGUCCAACAUUUCUCAGCUCGAGCAGCUCAACAAGCGCUACUGGUAUGUGUGUCAGGACUACACUGAAUAUAAGUACCCGCACCAGCCCAAACGCUUCCCUGAGAUCAUGAUGUGUCUCCCGGAGAUCCGCUGCAUCGCAGGGAAGCUGGUGAAUGUCCCUUUGGAGCAGCUCCCCCUCUUGUUCAAAGCAGUCUUGCACUCCUGCAAAUCCAGCCUGACCAGCUACAGGACCGGCCCGUCGCCCUGUGUGACCACCUCCUCCGGAAACUAGACGCCCCUGACCCCCCAAGUCAAGGGCCGGGUCUCUCGUCUUGUGAAUGUGACAAGCAGCUAGUUUGUUUUUUGUAACUUUUUUCUUUAUAUAUUUAUUACACGACAGAGCUGAAUGUAUGCUGAUUUACACUGUGCACAUGCUUCUGUACAAAACAAAUGCUCGUAGAUGCAUUGGUCUUUGCAGUUUACAAGUGUGUAACCAGUUUGCUCAAUGUGUCAGUGUUGCUAUCGUUAGAGCUAGACUUUAAAAGAGUUUAUUUUAUUCAGAUGGGGCGGAUAGACACAUGUGACAAGUGUUUUGAGACUACCUCAGGAAAAUGUUGUUGCUGUUUUCAGGUACCUUUUCUUUCUGUUAAAUGAAGAGUUGCCCAGUCUAAAUCCAAAUCCCUGUGGAUGCUUUGGCACCUCAAUCAGAGACUAAAUGUUCAGAGGAGCUGCAUAAAUCAAAGAUUGAAUAACAGUGUUUUGUUACACUGAGAAUGCAAAAGUAAUUAACAAAAUUGAGCUACUUUAUCUGCAUGGACUCUCAGACAUCCUGCUUAUGGGAGGCGGUCUUGUCAAUUUAACAUUCCAUAGGUUAAAGUGACAGUUGUUGGAUCUGUGGGAUCUUCGUUGAAAAAGAAGCAUACGGGUAUUUUUUACAAUCAUAGACUAGGGAUAUAAGGCUUUAUUGCAGGGGAAGGGGUGGAUAGCUAGGUUUGCUGUUUUUAGUUUUAUUGUUUUUCUUUUUUGACCAAAGUGUUAUGCAAUGCUUUUUUCAAACACCCAUUGAUGGGUAGGGAGCUGAUAGUUCCACAAAAAAGGUUUCUUAUCAAUGAAGGAUCAGGAUAAGAAAUGAAUCAAUCUGUGUUAGAGAGGAGAACUCUCUGCUGGACGGACCAGUAUGUUGCCGGAUUUUACUCUAAAUGCUGCUAAACAUGCACUCAUUUUUGUGCACACAUACAGUAUAUGCAUAGAGCAGAUGUGAUUGCCAGUCUUUGUUUUCCCUCUGCUUCUUGUCAGAUGGCUCUGCUGCCUUCAGUGCCAGGAACUUGAUGCAUUGUAGCCCGCUCUCAACACACAAUCACUUCAGUUUCACGUCCACCAUACUGUCUACAUUUCUUCAAUUUAUUCAGAACAAACCAAAAACCACAAAGAUGACACUUGGAGUUCUGAACGGCAAGUUGUCCUCAUUGGUCAAAAGAAUGUUUACCUGACCUACUAGAGCCAAACUGACAAUAACUGCAUCCAAGUCUGAACAGGAGCCGACAUUAAGUGCUAAACACUCAUACCCAUUUCCACCAAUUAAUCUCUGGUUCUUGAACUGGUUCCAUUCAGGGUUCCUGGAACCUUGGUGCUUUGUAGUGAACCAGCCUGUGUUUUCACCUGUUUUGAUCAGAACUAUUGUAAUCAAGGGUGCAUUAUCAAGAUAUGGCAUUGCACAAUGCACAACAGUAGUAAACAGUAGUAGAGAGUAGUGGAUUGGUAGUAGCGAGAUGGCAGAUUGCAUUGAUUACCUGCAACCUCUUGUUCUCUUGUGACAGAUACUUGUUUUUAAUCAAAAAACAAGCAUGGGGUGUUAGUAAUGAACACAGUAAUCCACAUUUUUUCCCAAUGAUUUCUCACUUGUCUCUAUUGUUGCCCUCUCCAUCCUCUUUGUCCAACCUGUAGAAUAUGACACGCUCACUGAUGUCGUCACAGUUCGCACUAUAGCUUAAGAAAAACCUGCUAUUUAUUGGUUCCAGCUGGGAAUCAAUUUUUCAGGUUCUGAACCAAUUUAUUUUUGAUCAAAAUGCUCCUACUUGUUCAGAAUUAGGUGCAGGAACUGGAACAGAUCUGUACCAUGUUGGUGCAAAAGAUGUAUCAGUGUUUGCUGAUACAUCUUUUGCACCAACAUGGUACAGAUGUAUCAGUGUUAGCUGCCUCCAGUUCAUUUAAAGCUGGUGUAGAGUGCUAGUUUCUGUUAAGGCUCAUUUAUACUCCCUUUAUGUACGAAAAUAGAUUAGUCCGUUUUGAACGUUGUAGACGCCACUGCUUUCAUACUUCCUUCCAUCUUUUAUGAUGGCAUAGACACAGUCAAUGGAUGGUACUAGAGGGCGGAGUCACAAGUUUCACACAACAAACAACAAUGCGACGAUGGAGGAGGUCGUAAUAUUGUACCUAUAAACAGAGGCAGACUUGUAGACGGUGAUGGUCUGUACAACCAUAUGACGUUACAUUCCAGUAUGUGGAUGGAAAAUUGUUUUCACUAUAUUACCGCUUGAACUUCGCUACACUGCCUCCACAAUCUCUGGUGGUACUGCACUGUUUAAUCCAUAUCUGCAAGCUUUCAGGAAGCGUGCUCAAAUACAGACAAAAUAAACACAAAGUACAGACAGAAUGCUCCAUCUGUCUCUGUAUCUAAUGUUGAGCAUAAUAGAGCCCUUAGCUAAUCCACCUUCCAACUGGUUGGGAAAACCCCAGAUUAAAAGCCAAUUGGUCUAUUCAAAAGUGUCAUUGGCUAGCUCAUACCGGUUUUAGAGGAAAUGUGUUCAGGUCUUGAUAGGUUCAAUCAAAAUUUUGCACAGACCAAAGACCCGUUGUAGUUUAAGUCAGACCUGACCCAGAUCCAAGGGGAACUGGAAAGCGUGGACCUGAAACUUAGUUCAAAUCUGGUCCUCUGGAUUUUUUACUGGGUAAGGCUUGCCAGAAGACUAACCAACAAAAUCUCUUUUAUGAUCUGGCUUAUACAAAGUUUGCAGAUUAUCACUUUAAGGGUUAGGGUUAGGUUCAGUGUGAUUGAUACGGUCAUGUCUCAGUGUAUCCAGGCUAGAUUUAGAGAAUUUAGGUGACUUAUGUCAGGCUUGCGUACCCUCUGUGACAGAUAUGCACAUUGUUUAAAAAAAAAGCCAUAAAAAAUGGUCUUUAUUUUUUAAGUACAAGAUGAUAAUUUCAGACCGCUUGAAGUGUCCUCAAGUUGUUUUUUGCCGUUUCCUGAUGUACGAACAAUUUGAAAUGCAGACAAAAUGCAGUUCUCGCAACAACUCUCUUUUUUUGCACACAAUGGUGAGGUUAGGAGACCUUGAGCCUUGACCUCGGCCACUGCCCACCUAGUGUGUUCCUCUUUCUCAGGUCCCUGCUGACCUGAAUCUUAACAGGGUAAAGUGAGUGUUAUGUAUUGCAUUCAAGAGUUCCUCAGUGACCAUGCUGAUGUACUUGUAGUAUUAGUAGACGUAGGUUGCAGGACAUUGUAGGUCCUCUGUAGGAAGGUGUUUUUCUUUUUCCACUUUAUUUCCCUCAAGGUCCCCACCUCCAUCACCCUUCAUUCAGUGAAAGUGGAUGUAGUUUGAAGGUGAGACAUGCAGGGGGGAUUUUCUCUUGGCAUUGGUGAUGGACAGAGCAAGAGGCAAUGGAACGUUCAGAAUAACGUGGCUUCUCUCUCCUGUUUCCAUCCACUUCUCUGUGUGCAGCCUUAACAACACCACCAGUCCAAUGCAGUUUUCUUCUUUCUAAUGUUUCAGUUAGCCUAUUUUCAUCUUUUGAUUUUUAUACAUUUUCAUGUACCUUUGUAGUUAUGAUGUGAAUGUUUGGGGUUUUUGUUGUUUUUCACAUAUUCAUUGUCUUUUUGUUGGGGUGGGGCGGGUUGGGGGGUGAAGACGACCCCUGUCAUUUUCUAAAUUUAGGAUGAUUUUUUUUUUCCUUUGGACAUGAUUUUUAUUAACUCAUUCCCUUGUCCACUGUAGUUUAUGAAAAAAGAAGUAUUAUUCAGGCAAUGUCAGCCACGUUUUUUAUGGACAAUACUGACAUCUCAGAGCCUUUUAUGUAUUAUUUGAAUCAUUUUACAAUGCAAAUGUGAUGUUUUGGAGCCAUCUAUGAUUCUAAACCUGAAUGAACUUACACUCAUUUGCUGACACCAGGAUCCCCAGAGCAGUUAAGAUGGGUGUGUAGAGAAUAUUGUCUCUCCAUUUUGUAAAAUGUGCAUUAUUCAGCAUACAGGCUUUUGAGGUUAAAGGGUCAUUUCACCUAAAUUACAAAGAAACAUACAAUAUUUUCUCACUUAUCUCUAGUGGGUCAAGUUCAAGUUUCAUUUGUCCAGGUUUUCAAAAGUCUGUCUCUGAGAUUUCUGCCACCACCCCAAAACAAAUAACCUGGUGAUGCGAGCUCAAUAGUUUUGUUUCGCUCUUUGUAUCAGUCUGGACUCUGUCCUGCCACAAACACCUUCAGCAGAUGGGAGUAGUCACCCUGGCAGACAAACUCCUUCAGCCAUUCGGCAUGAAAAAAACACUGGGGAACAUCUUCAUCACCAACAGAGCCAGUUGAUAAAUCAUGCUUUUGUCAAAUCCAGUAGGAAGAACAUCAACCAUCUUUUCCUCUGAGGAAACUCAUCAACUGCGUACUCUUGUUGUUAUUGACUAUUUCUACAAUAAUGUUGCUUAUUGCUGGGUUGACUCUACUAACGUUAGUUAGAGCUUGUUGCUUCGGGAGCCGCGAUUCUGCAAGCUGCAGUCUGCAUUUUACAUCAUCAACUACAAUGCAGUCCCUGAGUGGCUGCUUAUAUUAUCAGAUACAGUACAAAUCACUGAUUGGCCUGAUUGGACUUUCCUUUCUAGAAGUGUUUCGGGCGACACCAAGUCCAGUUGACGUCUGGAUGAUCUUGUUAGGCUACAAAACAAAGGAGCUGAAGGGAAGUGAAAUCUCAGAGACAAAUAUGUUAAAAUCUAAGCAGAAAAAAACAAACAAAAAAAAAACAGCCAGGUAGAACUACGAGGAAGUGGGAAGGUGUGUUUUUUUUUGUCACUUGUUGAACUGACCCUUAAAACCACAUAAUCUCAGGGAUAUGUAUUUUUAUGUAAUAAAGUCUGUAUGAUGUGAUGUAUCAUAAAAGGAAAAUCCCCCUUAAAUCCUUUACCACUGCUGAAAAAUGGCAACAAUUGAGUUCCAUUGUAUAUAUUUACAAAAAAAAAAAAAUAUUUGAAUAAAUCUCAGGUGUUGGUGUCAGAAUUUAAAGAGCAAGGGCUUUUUCUAGAGUGCAAUUUUGCACUGUUGUUUACUGAUCCAACUUGCAUGUACAGAAACAGUCUGAGACAUGUAGGAUACUUUGAACUGCAGCAGAAGAGAAGGGAAAGGUUCAGGGUGGUCAACAACAAAGUCACUUCAUCUCAAAGUAACUCCAGGAAUGCACUGAACAUCACAGACAGCUGAGAUCUGACAGUCAGAGAGGAUCUGAAGGGGGAUUUUUCCUUUAAUGUAGCAGCAAAUAAUAUCAUCAACAUAAAAUCAGAACUCACCACAGCUACCUUACUGCCACCGCUCUGACUUCCUACCUGUCAUAUUUUGAAACAGGCGCUGAAGAAAGUGUUCUUUUUAUUUUCUGUAUUUGUAUUGUUUUUGCAGACAACGGAUAUGUCAUUUGCAAUUUCUGUACUGAAACUACCUCUUUAUUUGUCAUCAUGUUGCUUUCUUUCAAAUAGGUGAUUUUUUUGUCUUAUUUAUUGGUUUCAUUGCACCAAUGUUCUGUUAUUUUGUGUCUCUUAUUUCACUCAGUGACCUCUCGGCUUUCUAACAAGCUCUGAUACCUGUUUUCUUCUUUUUUUUAAAUGCGUAAACAUUUUGCCUCAUAAUCCUCUCUACCUCAGACUGCUGUUAGCAGCUUUUAUUUUCUCUGACCUAAAGCUGUAAAGUAUGUUACAUACUGAACACUCUUAAUCUCCCCAUCCUCUGCCUCCUUUUUUUUGUUGCUUAAUUUCAUGUUAAAUUAGCGUCAUCUUUUAUUUCACCCCUGCCCUGUUAUCAUGAAUCCAAUACCAAAGAUGAAAGAAUGUCAAUGACAGUGUCAGUGUACUGAUUAAGCAUUCACGUGAUGAUUUCUUGCUCAGUUAACCAAUGCUUUAUUUUCCUGUGUUGGCUUUUUCAGAAUACGUCUGGUUAUCUUGUGAGUGGCUGUUUGCUGUGUACACUGUAUUCACAACAUCAUGAUACGACAGUGUUUUUCCAUUGUGCUCCAUGAUUGUUGCUUGUUGGUUUGACAGUUAAAAGUAACGCAGAGCAGUAACAGUGAGACUGGAUCACAUCGGACUCUGUCAACGCAGCUUGUGACUGAUUAUCAAUCAGAGAAUGUAACUGCGGUCAAUCUGACAUCUCCUUGUGUUUACGUGCUUUCACUCACGCAGGUGACCCUGACGCUGUGGCAUGCGACCACAGACAGAUUACCCUAGUGUUAUCACUAGGGCUGGACUCAUAGAGGAGAAGCUUCCAGCCUUACUAAUGUGGAAUGUCAGCACCCAGCAAUGGGUAAUCUUAGAAACCAAUCUGCCUUCAAACUAAAAUCCUGCAUCUUAUUGCAUACUUGCAAAAAUUACACCCAGGUUGCAGAAUUUUAAAGGUUUUUCAGUUUUUUGUGGCUGUGUUCAGGAAGGAUCCAUCAUCCAUCUCUCCUAUAGAAGCUCAGCACACACAAACCAGCAUGUGUCCAACCCUAGCGCUGUAACAUUGUUAGAGCAAUGGAAAGAUAAGAUCUUAAGCACACAGUUAUAGAAAGAGCUUUUAAUAAGGUGCCUUAUUAUUGUUUUGGCAAAAACGGAGAAGAAGGUGCAGCAUUGAACAUUUAGAGCCUGUUUAGAACUGGCAUUAACAUGUGCUUUGGUGAUCCACACAAGUGGACAGCCGAGCACCAUUGCUGUUUAUCAUGCAUCUCCAGCUGACCACGUGUGUUCAGAUCGGUUGUUCGUCUACACUUUUGCUAGCUACUCUGUAGCAUGCUUGCUAAUCAUGUUAGCAGUUGUGUCAGUACAGGUGGAAAUACCACUGUCAGCAGAUUCAACACGUUGCCAUCCAUAGGGAAAAGCAAUGGAUGGUCACAUAACACUUCGUCCAACUCAACAAAACAACCACCACUGAAGACUCUUUCUAUAACUGUAUGCUCCAGAUCUCAUCUCUCCACAUCUUGCCACAGUUGUCUUGUCUGCUGAGGCACCAGUUUGAGUUGGAAGUUUGUUGAUGCACCACUGUCAGAGCCCUGUUAUACAGGAGCACAAGAUGAGAUGAAGAAGAGUUUGAGGGAAGUAAAAGAGUAGAAAAAUCUUGACAUAUCUCAGGGAAGAAACACUGUCAUCAACCUGUGAACAGACAAUUGAAACAUUGAAAUGUUUUUCUCUUUAGAAAUUUCUUGUCUGCUCUUGUUACUUUAACUACCUGUGAAGAAUGUGAUCCAUUACGUGUUAAAAGCAUGUUUAGAAUGUGUUAGGACUUGAAACCAAAUAAAU
Molecule: messenger RNA, 8911 nt
Organism: Epinephelus fuscoguttatus (brown-marbled grouper)
Lineage: Eukaryota; Metazoa; Chordata; Actinopteri; Perciformes; Serranidae
Gene: nr6a1a
Product: nuclear receptor subfamily 6, group A, member 1a
Exons: 11
Coding region: 211-1689 (492 amino acids)
Biological process (GO): regulation of DNA-templated transcription
Molecular function (GO): sequence-specific DNA binding; zinc ion binding; DNA-binding transcription factor activity
Source: RefSeq, a predicted model, not a curated record